AAAAAGAAAACAAAUCUUGUGCUGGCAAUUUGUUGAACCGGCAAUCUGUGCAAUGGGUUUUUUUUUGCUUCUGGUCAGGAUGAAAUGCAUCUGAAGCUGGAGUGCGUAUCAGUAACAGAUUAUCUUUCUCUGUUGUCCACUUUGUUAUCAAUGGGUUAGCCACGUGUGCAGACUGCUGAUAUGUACAUAUGUAGUUUUCAGCAAUAGCCAUGAAAUGUGUUCUUUUUAACAAGUAGAAACUUAAAAAUACGUUCUUUGCUAACGGUUACUUGUGUUAUAUCAAGUGUUUAACUUUUUUUCCUCAAAUGUAUGUUAACGUCUAACAGGCUAAUGAAUCUGCAAAAUUCUAAAAUUAAUUUACGGAAUAAUUUUAUAAAAAUACGAAAAUCCUACGUAGGAAACAUGCAAAGGGUCAGAAGGGAUGAUGAUAUCUAACCGUUACCAUAUCUUUUUUCGGAUGCUUUAUUGCAGUCAAGUGUUUCUGACCGAGUGUCGAGUUUGUCUCCAUCGUAACGGUUUCAGUCGGUCGUGUUUUAUGCAUGAAAAAUUUUAAAGAAAGAAAUAAUAUACGUAAGUCAGCAUGAACCUGAGGAAAAAAUUGCUCACUGCCAAAUAUGUCUUAAAAUUCAGCUACGGUGCAAACCAGCAUUGACUAAAACGCUAUCAUGCAUAUCGUGCAAGAUGCUUCAAGUGUUUUAGGAUGUUUUGUGUUGCAAUAUAAUUAUGCAUUUUUAUUGUUCUGUUGGAGAAGGACAUCAUUUCUAAAAACUCAUUUUUGUACAAUUUGCUGUAGUGUUUCCUUGUUUUUUAUGUUAACAAAAAUUUCAUUCCAUUCGUGAAAUGAAUAUGUAACAACUUGAAAUUGAGGAAUAUUCCGGUUUAUGGUGUUUCAUUUCUUCAUCAUGCAGAUCAAUCUACGAAACGUAUGUUUGCCCUAUUUAAUCCACUAUGCAAAAAGAGCAUCAAAUACUUCACUUUUCAGUUUGAAACACAUCACAUACGAAACAAAUCAGCAUCCGAUGGCAUGUGUCGAAAACUUUCAAACCUGUUGGGAUUUGGAAAGGGAAUAGUGGUUACUGUGAGCACUAUCGAUGGAUUGUUGGCUGGAUGCUUGCUUGAAGGAACGUAAAGAGCACUCCCCAGAGAGUGAUAUUUGAUGAUGUAAACGAGAACUGUUUCUUGACGUAUUUUUUUUCUGGUUUUCUUAAUAUGAGUGGAAUUGUGAAAAGGCACGUAGUGUAACGGAGGAUUGAUUUGAUGUGGCGUUGCACAUUCAGCAUAAGUUAGAUAGGAUGAAAGGUUGCCGUUUGCUUGAAUGACUUCUUCCAAGGGUCACCGGAUCACCGAUUGGUUCCAAGUGUAACUCACCCUUGACAUCCCACUUGACUUAAAAUUCCUGAUAACAUUUUUUUACAUCUGUUUGUAUUACACCGUUACAUUUAUUAAAUGUUUACAAAACUUAAAAUAUAGUACUUAAAACAAUAAUGUGAGACACGUGCACGCGCUUCCGAACGUUCCCGCUAGAGGGAUUCGGUGCGUUCUGUACACGAAAAUUUUAAGUAGUUAAACAUUUAUGAAUUUUCGUUAUUUGCACAUCAGUCACGUGUAACAACGAGUGCAUAUUUUCUUCUCAAUUAAACACUGGUGUUCGUUGUCGUGAAGUAUGAUUGCCCCUGAAUAUCUGAUUACUUAAUGAUUUGUGUUCGCGUGACGGUAUGAAAAUGUGCCCUUCCGGUAGAAAACUUUCUACCCCUUGGCUUUCCAUACUUCGAUGGUUUAUUUUACUUUCUUGCACGGCAUUUAUUUCUUGCAUAUGCUAAAAACUGCUGGCUUGGAAACAAAGUAACAUACCCGCAGAAACACUCGGAUUUACUUAAUAAACCAAAUUGAUACUAAAAAGGUAAAUUAACAAUGAUUUGUGUCAGUUUUUUGCUGUGGGGGAACAUUGUGCUUAUUUGUAAUUUUUGUUAUAGAUUGUUCAGAAAAACGUUGUCCUAAAAGUCAUCUUAACUGUUUAAAUUUAAUAUUUGGGUGUGUAGAGCAACUCACCUAGGAAAAUAUCGAUUAACCUUGAAUAUUUAACCAUCUUUAAGAGACGAAAUCUUAACAACAAACGGAUAGUUUGGAUGUAAUACACCUAGUUAGAUUUAAAUAGCAUACAUUAUAUGCCGCUGUCUGCAUGCGAACCGUUGCAGUACCGUUGUAUGCCCUUCCCAAAACAAAACUGGGGGUGUAAGUAAGCCUUCAACGAUCAUUACCUUUGCCCUCGAUUCCAUGACACUACCGUAGCUAAUCGGAUUGCAACCUCACAUCAUACGGCUUAGUGAUGGUAUUACUUAUUGACUUAUUGUGUUCGAUUCUAUAGGCGCUGUGUACUACUACAAUACGUUGCUAUGUACAGGUCUUAAGAAAAUACUGCUUUGCUUUGCUUUGUGGUCGGUUUUCAUUGCGACAGCAAUUGUUGUGAAAGCUGUACUACAAGCGGGGCAUAUGUUGAGUGUUUAGUUUCCUGACUUGCCCCAGGGACAAACGUAUGUGCUAACUUACCCUUACCCUGUGAUGGGGACAAAAACCAAUAUGUAUGUUGUGACGAAGACGUUCGACGUCCUUGACAUUUCGACAUUCCUGGGUAGAUACAAGAUUAAAGUGUGAACACAAUAAACACCGUGUAACACCGUUUAAAAAACAUUGCUUACGUUUUUAUAUCUUUGCUAGAUUCUUGACGAGUUUCUUUAUAUUAUAAUAAUAUUGUUCGCUAUCAAUCUUGUUCGUUGUUGCGUUAUAAUUACUGCCCAAAUGAAAGCAGUUGGCUCUAACGGGAAGCGGUCGCGAGUGAUCUCAAGCUUUUAUGGAAGAUAAUUACGAAUGUGGAUUGUAAGGAUCCAUAAGGAUUACGUUAAAAGGGUUAAUCGUUGAUAUUAUAUCCAGUGGCGGAUCAGUGACUUGAUGCAGGGGUUUUCGUUAUAAUUAUAGUUUCUGUUCAAAUAGAACUGGACUCUGACAGCUAAAAAUGAACCAUAUUCUAUUUGCCCUCUCUCGGUUGAUACAUAGGUGUCGCUUCAAAUGUUAACCCGAGAUAAAAUAGGAAAAGCUUGCAAAACUGUGUAAAUAACAUGACUAACAGCCGCAUGAACGUUAUGAAAUCAUUUGUCUUUAACAUGUUCGUAUUGAUCGUAAUAAAAAUUCUUGUUUAGUUCUAUAUGAAAACCCCAACGCGGAACAUUAUUCUUUGUUGGAAUUCAAUUAAACAGUUGCGGAAUGGUGAGUAAAUCUGAAGUUUGAUGGCCAAACCAUCUGCAAUUACAAUGAAAUUGCGGAGUGUCUUUAAUCAUCGUUGGCUUAUGGGUCAGAGCAUCGUAUAAUCGUUGAAUUAUUUCUUGUCAGGUAGCCAUUCAUAACAGCAGCGAAAUUAGUAACUUUGGUAGUAUAGUAAAAGAACUACAUAUAUCUAAGACAGUUGAUCAAGCAAUGAUUCUUUAAUGAUAUCAAUUUCUAUUUCACUGUAAUUUUCGGCCAAUCGAAAGCAAUUAGUAAUUUUUAAUACAUUUGUAUGAUAAUACCUAUAUUCGCUGCAAUCAAUCGGUGGAUUGACGAAAUCAGUGAAUUAGCAGUGAGCAUAUUUUCAUCGCCUAGGUGUGAUAACCUUCUGAAAAAUUUGACUUGGUGGCGACAUCUGAGGUGCCAAUAGCUGCAAUCGUCUUUUUCAACAAUUUUUUUAGUACUCUUAGCAUAUGCCUUAUCAUUUUAUGAGCGUUAAAACAACUCAAAACUGUGUUAUCAUCUCCCGUAAGAUGAUCGUACAUGAGCAAAUUCUGAAGUUUGACCGAUUGAAACAACAAAAGAUUUAGUUUCCGUUGUACUAUACAUUCGGCAAGAUGUAUCACUCUUCGUAUUUUAAGGUUCUGUUCCAAGCGGUCGUUUUCAUAGUAAUUGUUCUUAGUUCUAGAUUUAACGUUUCGGGACAAGAAUGUGGACAGCGCAAAGUGAAACUUUUAAAACUCAUACUAGGAGGGAGAAUAGCACCUAUUGGCAAGUGGCCAUGGCAUGCGACCAUCGCGCAUCGGACGAGUAAUGAGUUUAAAGUUGUCUGCGGAGGAUCGAUCAUUGAUACGAAUACCAUUCUCACGGGUACGUGCCUUAUGUGCAUUUUGUUCUGUUCGAUCAUUUAAUCGUUCGAUGUCUUACGAUUUCAGCGGCACACUGUCUGUACACAGAGCACAACGGUGUGAUCACAACGAAUCGAGUAAUUGUACAUGUUGGACGAUCAAAGUUAUUCACUAUUGAUUCCCACACCAGAGCCUACUCUCCGGAUAAGUUCUUGAUACAUCCUGGUCAUAGGGAGAGCAGUUUAGAGGACGAUAUUGCUCUGAUCAGACUGGGGACUGAGAUAGAGAUGAGUGAUUACGUUCAGCCGGUGUGUGUUUGUGCAGCUGAAGAUGAUGUGCAAAUAGUGGGUCGCUAUGGAACAGUGAUUGGGUUCGGUUUGAACAUCAACGGUACCAUGUCGGAUCAUCUACUGGAGGCCGAAGUGCCCGUCGUGGACCGAUGGGAAUGUUUGGAAAGCAAUCGAGAUGACUUCGGUAAGCAUCUGACGGGGAAGAUGCUGUGUGCCGGUAAACGCAAUGCAGUAGGUCCUUGCAAUGGAGAUAGUGGAGGUGGAUUCGUUUUUAAUAACGAUGGCGUAUGGUGUGUGCGAGGAAUAGUUUCAUUUACGCCAGCUUUAAAUGAUACAAACAUUUGCGAUCCGCAACAGUAUGCUGUGUAUACGGAUGUGGCAAAAUACAUCGAUUGGUUACGGAAUAAUACGAAUCCAACGCACAAUUCGAAUGCGCGACAAUUGCCAUUCGAAAGGAUAAGAUGUGAAGAUGCUGAAUUAUGUGAAGCGAAGCCAACAGAAUCACCGCAAAUGGCUUGUGGUUUACAGAAGGACGGUGGUUCGUAUCGCACGAAUCACGUAUCUUUGAAAUUUUACUUUGACACCGUUGAAGGAUUGUGUCGGCUAUUCUGGUACGGUGGUUCUGAAGGCAACAAUAAUCGUUUUGAUACGGAGUUAGAAUGUAAAAAUACUUGCGUAAUACCUUCCGGGAGGGACAUUUGUUUACUACCAAAGAGUGAAGGACGUUGCAUCAGAAAUCUGCGUCGCUGGUACUACAACUUGGAGCUGAAGACUUGCCAACAGUUCUUGUAUGGCGGCUGUGAUGGAAACGCCAAUAGGUUUGAGAGUUUCGAGGAUUGCACUACAUUUUGUAGUCAAGACAAUCCGAGUUGACGAUAUAGUUUCGAUGUAUUAAGGUGAGAUGAUUUAUAAAAGUUACAUCAAUAAAAUGGAGAAAAUGUCAAUUACUCACACACUAUAUCAGCUCAGUUGUAGCUACUCCUACACACAUUCAUUGCCUUAGUUAGUUUACUCCGUAACACCCUGAGUAACGGAUUCGACGACAAUGUCGCUUGACUGAGAGCGGUUUAGAAGUCUCCUACAGCAUAUUUCGUCAAGGAUUUCAAUACGUAUUAAAUAGUAAACAAACCGUAUAAAAAUGGAUUAUUAUGCUUCAAAAGUUGAAAGACACCGUUUGCUAGGGACAGUAAAAAAAAGUUAAUUUUAUAUAAGGUAUAUGCCACGUUAGUUGUUCAUGUGAAGAGUCGUAUCCGUUGCCUAUCGGGUUACAUGCG
Molecule: messenger RNA, 5670 nt
Organism: Anopheles funestus (African malaria mosquito)
Lineage: Eukaryota; Metazoa; Arthropoda; Insecta; Diptera; Culicidae
Product: prostasin-like
Exons: 2
Coding region: 4394-5269 (291 amino acids)
Biological process (GO): proteolysis
Molecular function (GO): serine-type endopeptidase inhibitor activity; serine-type endopeptidase activity
Source: RefSeq, a predicted model, not a curated record